Molecule: messenger RNA, 3600 nt
Organism: Euleptes europaea (tarantolino)
Lineage: Eukaryota; Metazoa; Chordata; Lepidosauria; Squamata; Sphaerodactylidae
Gene: INTS2
Product: integrator complex subunit 2
Exons: 24
Coding region: 10-3591 (1193 amino acids)
Biological process (GO): snRNA 3'-end processing
Cellular component (GO): integrator complex
Source: RefSeq, a predicted model, not a curated record
CGGGGCGAAAUGACAGACUGCUCCGCUCUUCAGUUUGUCAACCCCUAUGCUUUCGAAGCCAUGCAGAAGGUGGAUGUCGUGCGCUUAGCGGCCCUGAGCGACCCUGAGCUCCGGCUGUUGCUGCCUUGCUUGGUGCGCAUGGCCUUGUGUGCUCCAGCUGAUCAAAGCCAGAGCUGGGCGCAGGAUAAGAAACUGAUCCUCCGCCUGCUUUCGGGGGUGGAAGCAGUCAACUCCAUUGUGGCCUUGCUGUCGGUGGAUUUCCACGCCUUGGAGCAGGAUGCCAAUAAAGAACAGCAGCUCAGGCACAAGCUUGGAGGAGGCAGCGGUGAGAGCAUCUUGGUGUCUCAGCUGCAGCACGGUCUGACACUGGAGUUCGAGCACAGCGAUUCCCCUCGUCGGCUUCGUCUUGUGCUUAGCGAAUUACUGGCUAUUAUGAACAAGGUGGCAGAGUCCAAUGGGGAGUUGUUCUUCAAAUCGUCUGAGUUGUUUGAGAGCCCUGUCUAUCUGGAGGAAGCCGCGGAUGUACUUUGCAUCUUACAAGCAGAGCUGCCUUCGCUGUUACCGAUUGUGGAGGUGGCCGAGUCUUUGCUACACAUGAAGAACGGUGCCUGGUUCCUGUGUCUCUUGGUGGCCAAUGUUCCUGACAGCUUUAAUGAAGUUUGCAGGGGCUUGAUCAAGAACGGCGAGCGGCAGGAUGAGGAAAGCUUUGGAGGCCGCCGGAGGACCGAGGCUCUCCGCCAUCUUUGCAAGAUGAACCCUUCCCAGGCGUUGAGGGUCCGCGGCAUGGUGGUGGAAGAGUGCCACUUGCCUGGCCUCGGGGUGGCCUUGACUUUGGAUCACACGAAGGAUGAGUCUUCAGAAGAUGGCGUGAGUGACCUGGUGUGCUUCGUAAGUGGCUUGUUGCUCGGGACCAACGCGAAAGUACGGACUUGGUUUGGAACUUUUAUCCGGAACGGGCAACAGAGAAAGAGGGAGACGGUCAGCUCCGUCCUCUGGCAGAUGAGAAGGCAGCUGCUGCUGGAGUUGAUGGGGAUCCUGCCCACGGUUCGCAGCAUGCGCAUUACAGAAGAAGUGGACGCCGACAUGGAGCCCAACGUGUCGGUCUACUCGGGCCUGAAGGAGGAGCAUGUGGUGAAAGCCAGCGCCCUCCUGCGUCUCUACUGCGCGCUGAUGGGCAUCGCUGGUUUGAAGCCCACCUCCGAGGAGGCUGAGCAGCUGCUUCAGCUCAUGACGAGCCGCCCCCCGGCCACUCCCGCUGGCGUCCGCUUCGUCUCCCUCUCGUUCUGCAUGCUGCUGGCGUUCUCCACCCUAGUCAGCACUCCAGAACAAGAGCAGCUGAUGGUGAUGUGGCUCAGCUGGAUGAUCAAAGAAGAGGCUUAUUUUGAGAGCACUUCUGGAGUCUCGGCCUCCUUCGGGGAGAUGCUGUUGUUGGUGGCCAUGUAUUUCCAUAGCAACCAGCUCAGCGCUAUCAUUGACUUGGUGUGCUCCACUCUGGGAAUGAAGAUCGUGAUAAAGCCGAGUUCUUUGAGCCGCAUGAAGACCAUCUUCACACAGGAAAUUUUCACCGAACAGGUUGUCACUGCUCAUGCAGUCCGUGUAGCGGUCACCAGCAACCUGAGCGCCAACAUCACUGGAUUCCUUCCCAUCCACUGCAUCUACCAGCUUCUCAGGAGCCGGUCUUUCACCAAGCACAAAGUCUCCAUCAAGGACUGGAUUUACAGACAGCUGUGCGAAACCACCACGCCACUUCACCCUCAGCUGCUUCCCCUCAUCGACGUCUACAUCAACUCUGUUCUUACGCCAGCUUCGAAAUCCAACCCAGAAGCUACAAAUCAGCCAAUCACAGAGGAGGAAAUCUUAAAUGUUUUCCAAGGACUCACCGGGGGAGAAAAUGCUCGCCUGAGUCAACGUUAUGGCAUCACAGCCCAGCUUCUUGUCCUAUAUUAUGUUUUGUCUUAUGAAGAGGCGAUCCUGGCAAGCUCAAAGACACUGGCUGCCAUGCAGAGAAAGCCCAAGUCUUACUCCUCCGCAUUAAUGGACCAGAUCCCAAUCAAGUACCUCAUCCGGCAGGCUCAAGGGCUACAGCAGGAACUGGGUGGCUUGCAUUCUGCCUUGCUGCGUCUCCUGGCAACCAACUAUCCCCACCUGUGCAUCGUGGAUGACUGGAUCUGUGAGGAGCACAUUGCUGGCACGGACGCCUUGCUGCGCAGGAUGCUCCUGACCAACACGGCCAAGAACCACUCUCCCAAGCAGCUCCAAGAAGCGUUUUCGGCACUGCAAGGCAACCACACCCAAGUCCUGCAGAUUCUGGAACAUCUGACGCUCCUCUCAGCCGGAGAGCUGAUCCCCUACGCGGAGGCCUUGACAUCCAACAUGAACCGCCUGCUGUACUUCGGGAUCCCUCGGCGGAUCCUUCAGACUGUCAAUAGGCUUUGGAUGACCUUGAACACAGUGAUGCCUCGAAGGUUGUGGGUGAUGACAGUGAAUGCCUUGCAGCCGUCAGGCAAGAUGGUCCGGCAGCAAAAGUACACUCAGAGGGACCUGAUGAUUGACCCCCUGAUUGUAUUAAGAUGUGAUCAGAGAGUCCACAGGUGUCCCUCUUUGAUGGACAUCACGCUGCACAUGCUGAAUGGGUACCUUCUCGCUUCAAAGGCUUACCUGAGCGCCCAUCUCAAAGAAACGGCAGAGCAAGAUAUCAGGCCAUCCCAAAACACCAUGAUGGGCCUAGAAGCCACAGACGUUACUCGAGAGGAACUCAAAAAUGCACUGCUGGCGGCCCAGGACAGUGCUGCGGUCCAGAUUCUCCUGGAGAUCUGCUUGCCGGUGGAGGAGGAGAGACCCCCAGGUGGCGGCUCCUACCGGCUCCUGAAAAGCAUCGGUGUUCCGGGUACGGGAAAGAAACAGCUGGAAGAGGAAGAGGAGGAGGACAGCCUUCUCUGCAACCUCCGCGAGGUGCAGUGCCUCAUCUGCUGCCAUCUGCACCAGAUGUUCAUCGCUGACCCCAACAUCGCCAAACUGGUUCACUUCCAGGGUUAUCCGUGUGAACUGCUUGCGCUGACAGUGGCCGGCAUUCCAUCUAUGCACAUCUGCCUGGACUUCAUACCUGAGCUGAUUGCUCAACCUGAACUGGAGAAACAGAUUUUUGCCAUCCAGUUGCUGUCUUAUCUAUGUAUCCAGUAUGCUCUACCAAAAUCCCUCAGUGUUGCCCGCUUGGCUAUCAAUGUUAUGGGGACGCUGCUGACAGUUUUAACGCAGGCAAAGCGGUUCACCUUCUUCAUGCCAACUUUGCCCUGUUUGGUUUCCUUCUGCCAAGCCUUUCCGCCACUCUACGAGGAUAUCGUCUCUCUGCUCAUCCAGAUCGGGCAAGUGUGUGCCUCGGAUGUUGCCACAGCGACACGAGAUUUUGACCCAAUCAUUACACGUCUCCAGCAGUUGAAGGAGAAGCCGAGUGAGUGGGCAAGGCUUCUGAAGGAACCAGUGUGUAAAACCGGAGCAGGGGAGAGUGGCAGCCUGGACCCCAACGUGCAGCUCUGUCACAGUGUCGAGAGCACCUUCGUCGACAUCAUUAACAUGAGCGUGGGUGGAGUUUAAGCAAAGCAG